Molecule: messenger RNA, 1213 nt
Organism: Pseudovirgaria hyperparasitica
Lineage: Eukaryota; Fungi; Ascomycota; Dothideomycetes; Acrospermales; Acrospermaceae
Exons: 1
Coding region: 131-1009 (292 amino acids)
Source: RefSeq, a predicted model, not a curated record
CCCCGACGUACUAACCUAGACACACCAGCUACACAUCAGCUCUCCAAGUUCUUGACGAAGCCGUCUCUAAUUAUAGAGAUAAUAAUCUGUUCGUCGUUCAGCUUCGAUCUAAGCAGCGAGCUCGCUCAUCAUGUCUUCGUAUCUUUCUAAUCUGCUCACGAACACUACGUCCCGAUACAACUCUCUUCGCCGGACGUUACUUGAGAGCGAAGCUGACGGCGAUACCGAAGAUGACACACAUAUCUGCCGAGUACUUCGAGCAUACUACCUUGAGAAAGGAAAGCCAUUUCCUCAGUGGCUGCCACCAGACCCAAAAGCACCCCAAGCAAUGCCUACACAAUUCGUUACAUCAGGCCGCACGCAAGCUGCAGCUGGUGGAAGAGGUGGGGGUCUCAGUGAUCUUUGGGAUGGACCACAGCAAUCUCAACCUCCGCAAGAGCAAGCAUCUCUCCGGAGAGGAGCUGCCACUCGCGGUGGGGCGGCAGGUCGAACGUUACAACCGCCAGGACGGCCUUCGAUGGUAGACUCGUAUUCCGAGCAACGGCCCCUGCCUAGUCAAAGAGCAGGAAGUUACCAAAGCCAAAUGUCCCAGAAUCGCGCAGAUAUGAAUGCCUCACCAGCCCCAAGCGGCGGGGGUUCCGCCCAAGAAAGACUAAAGGCAAGACUCUGGGGUUCCGGUAGGUCUACCAGCCCAGCACCAAGCACAGCAUCCAGCCAAAGCUCUGCGUCGAAUCCUAGCUUCAGUCAGGCGGGUGCACAGGUCGCAUUUGAUCGUGGUAACAGCUACUCUUCUGCACAGUCGGAUCGGAACAACAGCUACGGUUCAGCCAGUGGAGGCGGGCGAAGCGGUGGUGGGAAUCCAUACGUCUCUGCGAACUCUCCCUGGGCUGGAGGUGACGACAACUAUGGUGGAGGUGCCUACGACAACAGCGGACGUUCAUAUGGUGCUCCACAAAGACCUCCAGGUAAUGGCAGGAGUGGGCUGCCAAGCGGACCCCGAAUGCGAUGAGCACGACUGUGUGCCGACUUGCUACCUGCGUCUCAUGGGCUACAAUAUGAGACUUCUUACGUUUAUAUAUGCAUAUGAUUUGCUGCUGAGGGAUGGUGUUUGGGUCAUGAUAUCCUCUUCUAGGUACUGGACGACUGUAAGGCGUUGAAGGCAAGUGAUUAAACUCCGACUUGAAUGGUCAUAAUGCUGAAGAUUCAAUCGUGU